AUGGCCGUUGCUGGUGUCAACGUCUGGAUCCUCCUAGGUUUCGUCCUCAUCUCCUACGGCACGGCUCCCUAUGUAGCCUAUGCCUGGACCAAUGACCAGCUCCUGGUUUGCCUCUAUGUCCUCUUUGCAAUGAUGCUUGUUGAGCAUCGAGCUACGCUUAUGCAAAGCCGAAGCAACCUGCAGCAGUCGGGCUACAAGGCUCUGAUUUCGGCGGAUGAUCCUGCAUCUGCUCAUGCUUCGAGAGGUCCUGUUGAUCCACUGUCUUCUCGCUUCACUGCGGAUACGCUGUCACGCGCUGGUGGCAACAACUCUGAUGCAGAGGACGGCGCAACGCCACUGCCGCCAGAAGGUGAGGACAUGGCAUUCCUGAAUGGUCUGUGGAACAGACUACGCGAGCAGAGAUCCACGGGGCCCAUCAGCUCCAUUUUUGCUCGCCUGACGAACGGACAGCGGUCAGUGGCCAGUACUAGCUCUGGCCCUCGCCACCGCUUCUCUGCCGACAAGGUGCAGCAACCUGGCGCGGCAGUGCACGAGGCGCCAUACUUCGCGGAGCGCGAGAUGGAGUUCCUCAUGCAAGAUCUGGAAUCUGGGACGGGCUCCCAAGGCCUGGAGCGUCGUCCCAUGUUGCUGAAGUCGCAGACCAACGAGAGCUUGGGAAGCUUGCCUUUCCCUGGGUCGCCGGCCGGAGGAGGAUCUUCUCCUCUGGGCAGGUUCCCCAACUCGCCUGCCGGCAGCAUCACUGGCGCCUCGCGACAGUACUUCAAGGCUGUCAAGCUCGGAGGCUUCCAAAAUCCUCACCUCAAUGUUCUCUUCGUGGAGCGCCCUGCUCGCGAAUUCCAAGUGAAUGAACGCGAGACCUAUUGGCCUGCGAGUGGAUACUACUUCAUCUACCGCAGCAGAAGCACCAACACAUGGGGCAUUGCAAAGGCCAAGCGAUUUGAGGCCGUGAAGGAGUCGAAAAGCAACGGGGUUGCGCACAGCCCCGAAGGGUUUGAGUUGUGGCUGGAGGCCAAUGAGAGACAACCUGCCCAACGGAAGAACUGGCGGGAGUGGGACCUGCAGUUGGGCAAGUGGGUGUCUCGGUCAGAGGCGGGGGUCAUCAGCCGCGGAAAGGUUCGCCCGAAAGUCGGCAACUCCACAUCCAAGGUGGAGGUUGAAGUGCAGAUUACUGCCGAGGAACGCUUGGAGGUGAUGCAGGUUCGGGAGGCAGCGGUGCAGACCAUAGCGCGGGUGCAUCAGAAGCCAGCGGACAGCCACGGGCACGAUGCUUCUAUUGCCUUGAGUUCGUUUGCGCUUGGCCCCUCCUCGCAGCAUUCAUCCCCUCAGGGGAAGAGCCACCACAAAGCAGGUGGUGAGCACCCUUACCGCGGCGGCAGCACCGAUACCCUCCUUGGCCUUGCCACAGAGUCACAGGGGGUCAGGCGGCCUUCCGUUAGGCUGGAUUCCCCAUCUCCACCUACGAGCACUGAGCGCCGACCCCGGUCUGCGAGCGCUUCUCGCUGA
Messenger RNA from Symbiodinium pilosum, 1503 nucleotides. The record is from the annotation of a GenBank genome assembly. NCBI's taxonomy places the organism in Eukaryota, Dinophyceae, Suessiales, Symbiodiniaceae.